This is a messenger RNA of Heterotrigona itama, 549 nucleotides long. The record is from the annotation of a GenBank genome assembly. Lineage: Eukaryota; Metazoa; Arthropoda; Insecta; Hymenoptera; Apidae.
AAUAAACUGAUCUGCGACUGCAAACUGGCAUGGAUCUGGGGUCUUAGGAACGAGACGAAGAACGUGAAGCUACGAGAGUCCCUGGAGGAGCUCACUUGCUUCCUCGAGAGUAAUAACGCAACGCUGAAGAUCAACAACGAGAACCUCGAGUGGAACGAGGCGCUCGAGAUGGCACGUAACUCAGAGGAAUAUCGCGCCGGCAGCUUGAGAGACGGGAGCAUCGAGGACGACGACGCUUACUUGGGCGACGAGUACGAGAGUAAAGAUGGAUACGGGGAUUCUUCCUCGAAUUCCGAUUUUCAGCCGAAGAUGGUGGAGGGUAAACUGUGCUACGUGAAGAACCUGUUCGAGCUAAAACUGGAGGAGCUGCCGUGCCCAGAGCCCUCGAGGGAGGAUCUAAUGGCGUCCGAGCAACCUUCGAGUCGCCACGAGAAUGCCCGCGUCGGAUCUUCGGGUUCCAUAUGGUCCUCGUCCUCGCCCAACAUUGUUCGCCUCGACCUGUCCGUCCUCCUAUACUCUCUGCUCCUGUUGCUGUCGGUGCUGUUCACG